AGAAACGUGACCUGGGAUUCAGCAUCGUUGAUUUAUUCUCCUUUAACGUUGCUGUGAGGCUGCACUCUUUGCCUGCCUCCACCCCCCUUUUUUGCUUCACCUUUGGUUUAGGGGAGAGUGUGUGUAUCAUAAAUCCUUCUUUCCUGGGAGGAGAGAGGGGGGCCCUCUGAUGAUCAUAUAGGCCUAGAUCAGUGUUCUCCAGGGAGGGUAGGAGAUAUUUCUCUCCAGUUUGGUGGGUGUUGUCAGACACACCCUAUUACCUGGAAAGAAUGUUUAGCUCAGGGAUAGGCUUGUUGUGGUUUGAGAUCCACAGUGGUCAGCAGCAGCCAUCGGAGGCUGGGGGCAAGGAGGAUCUUGCUAAAAGGAAGUACUGGUUCUCUAGUCUUUGUUCACCUGGCACCACCUAUGGUAACCAUUCAGGAUGUCAAGAGCGACUCCAUGUCACAGCAGAGAAAGUGAUGGAGGCACAAGUUUAUCAGUGUCAUCAAAUAAGAGUAAUAGUGGUACAAGUGGCAUGUGAAACUUUGCCCUUCCAGUGUUAUACAUCAGGGAGCUCUGUAAACAGAAAUCCAGGUGAAGUCGGUAGAAACAGCUGAGCCACCAUGCGAGUGGGUCUGAGGAGGACGUAAUCCCCCGUGGAACUUUUCACCUUGGCUUGCUGGAAUCCCAACAGGCUCCCCUGUGGGAGGCUAGUUGAAGAAGCUGUAGGGGAUUCUGAUGCAGACCACUGGUUAAGAGCCAUUUUAAUACCUUAAUUAAUUGCAGGGUGUUCAUACGUAGUGGCAUCUUUAAUCCUCUGUGGUCUUAUGAGAAGACCACAGGAAGUGGGGGUGAAGUAGUCCCAGGGCUAGGGCACACCACAGAAGUGGAGGAUAAUUCGGACAUCACUGUCCAGGUCAGGCUCAGCCACUGUGGGAGGGGGACAUGAACGAGGACCCUACCUUUUCUAGGUAUUUGAGCAUAGUGUUGAAGAGACUGUUGGAUGGGGGAAGAUUUCGGCUACUUCCUUGUAUUCUGGAAAGCUUGUUGGAAAGGAAGAACUCUUAAGCAUACUCAAACCAGAUUGUUUUUUUCAGCAAACAUCUGGCAGAGAUUGGAAUGGGAGAGUGAAUAAAGAACUGACCUCAUGCUGCCCAGCAUUCUGAUCCCACUAACUGAGAGAAAGCAUCAGGUCUUAGAGCUGAAGUAUGGCUGCCGUUGUCCUACCUGACUCGUUUGACUCGUGCGCUAGCCUAGGCGGGAUGGUGGACGUGUGAUUCUGCUGAGUAUAAAGGUGUGCCCCGACCUUGGCCCCCCAUGGUUCUCUGUGUUCCUUCAGUUCCUGCCUGGGAGCCCUUCUGUCUGAAAGCACAUCCCACCUCCUCCGGUGAUUCUCUGCCCUGGGCCCUCUGGACUUUAACUCCUAAUGCUAUCACCCCACGAAAGGAAGCAAUUUCUCACGGAUCCCACCCCUCCUAGAAGGCCCCGUGCUGUCUCCAAGGCACCAUGAAUGCCAUCGUCGCUCUCUGUCACUUCUGCGAACUCCACGGUCCCCGCACUCUCUUUUGCACUGAGGUUCUGCAUGCCCCUCUUCCGAAAGGGGCUGGGACUGAGGAUAGCCCUGGGCCUGGCGAACAGGCCGAGGAGGAGGAAGGUGGCAUUCAGAUGAGCAGCCGGACCCGCACCCACAGCCCAGCAGAAGGGGCCAGUGCAGAGUCCAGCAGCCCAGGGCCCAAAAAGUCGGACAUGUGCGAGGGUUGCCGGUCACUUGCUGCAGGGCACCCCGGGUAUAUCAGCCACGAUAAAGAGACCUCGAUUAAGUAUGUCAGUCACCAGCACCCCAACCACCCCCAGCUGUUCAGCAUUGUCCGCCAGGCUUGCGUGCGGAGCCUGAGCUGUGAGGUCUGCCCUGGCCGUGAAGGCCCCAUCUUUUUCGGGGACGAGCAGCAUGGGUUUGUGUUUAGCCACACGUUCUUCAUCAAAGACAGCCUGGCGAGGGGCUUCCAGCGCUGGUACAGCAUCAUCACCAUCAUGAUGGACCGGAUUUACCUCAUCAACUCCUGGCCCUUCCUGCUGGGGAAGAUCCGCGGGAUCAUUGAUGAGCUCCAGGGCAAGGCCCUCAAGGUGUUUGAAGCGGAGCAGUUUGGAUGCCCCCAGCGUGCCCAGAGGAUGAACACAGCUUUUACUCCGUUUCUGCACCAAAGGAAUGGUAACGCUGCCCGUUCACUGACAUCCUUGACAAGCGAUGACAACCUGUGGGCAUGUCUUCAUACUUCCUUUGCUUGGCUCCUGAAAGCGUGUGGCAGCCGGCUGACUGAGAAGCUCCUGGAGGGCGCCCCCACUGAGGAUACCCUGGUUCAGAUGGAAAAGCUGGCGGAGUUAGAAGAGGAAUCAGAAAGCUGGGACAACUCUGAGGCUGAAGAGGAGGAGAAGGCCCCUAUAUUGCCGGAGGGUGCCGAAGGGCGGGAGCUGAACAAGUGCCCGACAGAUUCUUCUUUGCUUUCAGACUGUGGAAACUGGCAGCCCCGAAAGCUGUCUGUGUUUAAGUCCCUUCGGCACAUGAGGCAGGUCCUUGGUGCCCCAUCUUUUCGUAUGUUGGCCUGGCAUGUUCUCAUGGGGAACCAGGUGAUCUGGAAAAGCAGAGAUGUGGACCUUGUCCAGUCAGCUUUUGAAGUUCUUCGGACCAUGCUGCCGGUGGGCUGUGUCUGCAUCAUUCCUUACAGCAGCCAGUACGAGGAGGCCUACCGCUGCAACUUUCUGGGGCUCAGCCCACACGUGCAGAUCCCCACCCACGUGCUGUCCUCAGAAUUUGCCGUCAUCGUGGAGGUCCAUGCAGCCACUCGCUCCAGCCUCCACCCUGUCGGCUGUGGGGAUGACCAGUUUCUCAGCAAAUACGAGUUUGUGGUGACCAGUGGGAGUCCUGUAGCUGCAGACCGAGUUGGGCCGACCAUCCUGAAUAAGAUGGAAGCUGCUUUGACCAACCAGAAUCUGUCUGUGGAUGUGGUUGACCAGUGCCUCGUCUGCCUCAAGGAAGAGUGGAUGAACAAGGUGAAGGUCCUUUUUAAAUUCACCAAGGUGGACAGUCGACCCAAAGAAGACACGCAGAAGCUCCUGAGCAUCCUGGGAGCAUCUGAGGAGGACAAUGUCAAACUGCUCAAGUUCUGGAUGACAGGCCUGAGCAAAACUUACAAGUCACAUCUCAUGUCCACGGUGCGCAGCCCCACAGCCUCAGCCUCGUAAUUGAUCCCACCAUGGAAGUCGGUGUCUGGGAGGUGGUGAUGGCCUUCCUUGCCACUGAGCUCAGAGGCGGGUCUCUGGUGGCAGGCACAGGCUGCCCUCCCAUUUCUGAACUGCUGGCACAGAGCUGUUUUCUAGCAAGGAAUGGAAACUGUUGGGGCUGAACUUUGCCUGUGUGUGGGAUUUGGGCCUGGCGUAGUUCUUGGUACCAUCCCACAAGCGAUUACAAUUACUCCAGACUGGAGAGGACAGUGGCAGACUUGUGACAACGGACAGGUCUGCUGCAUUUGUGCACCCUUGUGAAAGACUAAAUAAAAGGUGUGUCUGAUGCCUCCCCUGGACUUAGAUCUCAAAAUUGAUAGAGAAAACAUGCCAGACCAGUCCUGAUUUGGGUAGUUUAGCCACAAUAUCAUACUCUCUUGAGGUUAACAUUCAAAACUUUCUAUUCUGAAGUUCAGCAAGCUUUCCAGGUUUUAUAUGUGUGCGUAUAUGUUUUGCUACAGUUGUGAAUUUUCAGGAUAGGUGCUGAUCCUUAGUCAUUUUUAGUAAUCUUGUGUUGAGUUAGGGCUCUGGGAAAGGCUUUGGGGGAUGGAGUAGAUGUGUCCCUCAUCUUUGGAUCCCUCUGGAAUUCAUCUUCUAAAGUCAUAUGACUACCAGGUCCUCUGCCCAUGUUCUCCCGAGGUUGCUUUGAAAGUACCCUCUAGCUUGAGGACAAGCCUCUGAUCUUUGUUACACAAAGAUGAUAUUUUGCUGAAAUGUUUAGUGGAGCCAUUUGACUUGAAUAACUCACUGUGUAUGGAACUCAGAAACCCACCAUAAUUGUAUUCCACAUCACUUUGCAUUUAUUACGUUUUAAAACAUUUACACUUGGCUGCAGUUAAUUUUCAGACUAUGGUGAUUUAAGAUAAGAGUUUCAUCAUCCCAGUGUGCAUUUUGGAUAAAGGUUCAUUCUUUGGAGGGAUUUUCCAGCAGUUUUUCUGAUUUGUUUAGUUUUUUUGUUUGUUUAAUUUAUAUUUAACCUGAAGACUUUAAGUUUUUAUGACUUGAUAUCUGUACCAUGCAAGAACAUUGAAACACAAUAAAGAUGUAUUUUUAUAAACUA
Molecule: messenger RNA, 4318 nt
Organism: Hipposideros armiger (great roundleaf bat)
Lineage: Eukaryota; Metazoa; Chordata; Mammalia; Chiroptera; Hipposideridae
Gene: FLCN
Product: folliculin
Exons: 14
Coding region: 1486-3219 (577 amino acids)
Biological process (GO): negative regulation of transcription by RNA polymerase II; positive regulation of transforming growth factor beta receptor signaling pathway; positive regulation of TORC1 signaling
Cellular component (GO): cytosol
Molecular function (GO): GTPase activator activity
Source: RefSeq, a predicted model, not a curated record